Molecule: messenger RNA, 7272 nt
Organism: Schistosoma haematobium
Lineage: Eukaryota; Metazoa; Platyhelminthes; Trematoda; Strigeidida; Schistosomatidae
Product: Spindle assembly abnormal protein 6
Exons: 14
Coding region: 1239-2390 (383 amino acids)
Biological process (GO): centriole replication
Cellular component (GO): centriole; centrosome
Source: RefSeq, a predicted model, not a curated record
GCCGGGGAUAUAUUUCUGCGCUGGUCGUUUGAUUGAUUAUGUGGUUCAUUAGGAAGCUUUAUCCUUAGGGUUUCUCUUUACUUGUCUUUAAAUUGUUUGUCAUUCUACUAUUUUUCAUUUGUAAAUGCAAGUGGUUUUCAAGUGUCAGUAUUGUCAUUGGUCUAAGUGUUAUAUAUCCUUGCUUCCAGAUUCCUUCGGAGACGUACUUUUGUUGAUAUUCUUAACAGCAACCUCCUAUCUUUUUGUACACAAACCUUCAUAGGAAGAGGCUUUCAUUAUCCUGAUGUUUUAUUCAGGUCGUCAUUUGGUGUCUUUUGACGGAAAAGACCGGAUCUUAAACAUAGAUAUCGAGCUAGGUUGUUCUUCAGACCUAAAAAAGGAUCUAGAAAUAAGAUUGACAGAUGACGAUGACUUUUGUUUUCUUUAUUUCAUUAGAAUUACCGUUGAUGAGUUUACUGAAAUUAAACAGCAGCAAGGUUUGCUCAUUAAUUUCAACGAAUUUGAACAGAAAGUAGCAGAUCUCUUGUGCAUUUGUUCACAAGAGGAGGCUAUCGAAACUCCGAAAUAUGGACUUCGGUUUUCCAGAAACACUGAAGAAAGAGAUUGCGGUUUAUUGCAGAUAAUUGAGGCCACCAAUUUCAAAUAUCUUCACCAUUUGAGUCUCAAUUUGUAUGCAGCUGAUGACGAAAAGCUUAAACUAUUUCUAGCAAGCCGUUUAAAAAAACAUAAAGCUGAAAGCGAUGCCAUUAUCAGGCAACUUAGCCAUUCUGUAUCCGAAUUGACGUCGUCUCUGAAAUCUGCAGAGGAGGGUACGAAGUUAAUAAAAGACGAGUUCCAAGCGUUCAAAGUAGCAUGUUCAGCUAAAGAACUUAGUCUUCGCUCCGAGAAUGAGUUUGCUAUCAGGGAAUUGCAAUCGAAACAUGAUGAGGUUCAGCCUUUUGUCAAUAGUUAUAAAUUCUUAGGUAAAAACGAAGUUAGAAGAAUCUCUUUCCAAAGAAAAAGAUUUAGCCAAUCAAAUACAAGAGGAGCUUCAAAAGGACUUUAAAAGUCGUUUGGAUUUAGCAUUGAACAAUAACAAAAAUCUACGGGAUCAACAGUCUGUCCUUCAAACACGCGUAGAAACACUCCAGGAGAAACUAAAGUUUGCAGAAACUGAAAAUAUUUCUUUAACUGAAGAUAUCAAAAUUGUACGUUCUCAAUUGGAUACAACCAACCGGGCAUAUGAUCUACAAACAGAAAUGGCUAAUCAGUUACAAAGUAAAAUAUCUAUAUUAGAAGAAAAUAUGAUUACCAAAGGUAAACAAAUACUGGACUUAGAGAAUUCGUUAACUAAAGAACACGAACAAAAGUUGCAUUUACUUGAACAAUCAGAACAACAUUGUCGUAACAUACAAAAUUUGGAGAAACAUUUAGCUUCGAAUACAGAGGAAAUAAAUAAAUCCAAUGAAAUCAUUAAACGCUUACAAAGUGAAGUCAAGAGUUUCCAAACAAAGGCUAAAUUACGUGGUCAAGUAGCAGCGGAACAGGAGCGUUUACUAGUUUCCAAAGACUCUGAAAUUCAGAGACUACAUACCGAACUAGACAAAUUAAGAUCGGAAAUCACGAAUGUCAAAAAGCUCAACACUCAGAUUGUUGAAGAGCAUGAUCAAACCUUGCAAGGUUUAACAGAUGCUCAGAAAACAAUCAAGUCCAAUGAAAUAAUUAUCGCUUGGUUGAAUCGCCAGAUUGCCGAGAACGAUUCAGAUUAUGUACAAAAUCGCUUGAAGCUUUCAGCGUUCCCAGUAAUAAGUGUGUCUUCUGGAGUAGUUGGUCCUCCUCCUACUAUUAAUUCACUUACAGUUGUCUCUUCUGGAAGUGAGAAACCCUCAGCAUUCGAAACUACUCCUUCAUACAUCCCAUUAACGCAGAAUUCACAAGCUUCUCAUGUAGUCCCUUUAUUUGAUACACAUACAUCUGUCAUGGUGUCUUCAUCUUCAAAUAGCAACAUCUUGCAAACAGUUGACAAAAGACUCAUAGAAGCACCCAACAGUUCGAAAAAUAAUUUAUAUGUGAAAAUUAUUUCUUCUGCAAUGGAUAAUACGAAUCUCCCAUCUACAGUACUUACUACUCACCUGCCAAUAUCCACUUCGAGCUGUGUGAUCCCUAAAGAAAAUAGUGAGUUAUUCCGUGUUACAGAUACACUUAAUUAUCCCUAUUCGGGUUCAUGUAUCCCACCCGAAAUUCCUGACACAUUGACCACAGAAUCUGCCGAUCGCAAUGGCAAAUCACGAAAUAUUUUUGAUCAAAAGAUAUCAUCAACCAAGUGCCUAGAAACCAUCGAUUAUACUAAUGAUCAAAACUAUCAUCAACAAUCACUGGCUUCUGCCUAUUUUCCCCAAGUAUCUCUUUGAUUUUCUGUUUGUUAUCAUUCGACCUUCAAGUAAAAUAAGAUAAAUAGUUUGUUUCACAUUUUUACAGCUGGCAAAUCUGCAGUUUACCAAUCAGUUCGGUUACACUUUUCUGUGUUCUUAUUUUCAACUUAUAGUCUGUAAAUUUUCUGUGAAACUAGUGACUAAAAAAGUUAUCUGUUUGCUUAGUUAUUUAUGAAUAAAGUUUUUCUAGAUGAAUGAAUUCACUUAUCAAAUUUGUUUUCAGUUCAAGUUAGCUUGGUUCGUGCUCUAGGUAUCUAAUAGCCAACUAAAUCUGAGGAUAAAGGCAUAAUUACAAAAAUAACAACAGGUUUAUCAGGAAGUGAGUCAUUAACAAAAUUUGCAUAAAAAUUGUAAAUCAUGAUGGUCUCAUACCCGUAAAAACAGGUUGUUUGCUGGGAUACUUUAUGUUAUCAUAGUCACAGGUAGUUUGUUGCUAGGAUCAUAGGAAUAUGGAACAACGGCAGUUUUAUAGAUGCAUGUAAGGUUAUUAGGCACUGUAAUGUGCAAUCAAGUAAGACUGAAACCAAUGAUAUCCCCCUGUUCGAACACCUCGCUGUAAUCCAUAAGCCUCAGAAGGAAAUCAAACGUCUUAAGGAUAAAUGAUAUUCUGUUUGGUGAGGUUGUUCGAGAGUACACAGCUGAUUGGAUAUUAUAUAUCUCGGUUAGGAGGCUUUAACAACUUAGGUUGGUUGGUUAAGAGUUCACCUCAAACAACUAAGCAUAUGUCAAUACAGUAUAGUUCAAGUAUUCACUCACCUUAUUCUGUAUAGGCGUCAUAUUUCCUAUUAUCCUAUAUUGAAUGUUGAGAGGCUUCGUUUGUCUUAACAAAUAAUCCCACGCUCGACUGUGACUGAGCGAUCCAAAUAAAGACUUAUUCACGACUUCUCUGGUUUCUUCUAUCAAUAGCACGAGGGUUACCCAGAGUCACGAAACUGGUGAGCCCUAUUAAACACUAAUUUAAUCUCAUUUUUGUUAUUAAUAUUAUUUUCUUUACUUAGUCGCAAACGUAGACCCUCUGGUUAUCCGUAAACCAAGUUGGGUAUAUACAUAGUUUUUUUUUUUAACUAAAGCUAUUCGUGUUGUAGUAACCAUUUUUCGUGCUAAUUUCGGUACUAUAUUGGUCACAUACCUCAUGUCAGACUCAAUACAAACCCAAAACCUGGAGGAUUUGUCACCAGUGGAGAUAGACACUGUUAUGACUACGAAAUCCCGACUUCUAGAAUUUGCUCCUAGUGAUCCUGAGUUGUGGUUUGCUCAACUAGAGCAUUAUUUCACGAGGCACAAUAUCAAAUCUGAAGGAAUCGCUAUAGAGACUUGUGUUCUAUCCUUCCUCCUUCAGUCGCCAAAGAAGUCUGUGACUUGAUUUUAAGUUCACCAUCGCCACAACCAUACACCAUCUUAAGACGAGAGAUAAUGAACCGUUUAUUAUUAUCAGACAGUCAAAGAAUCCAAAGGCUUUUCCAAGGAGAAACACUAGGUGAUAGGUCUCCGUGGGUGAAGCAGUCCUAAAACAAGGAUGGAUACAAGCUCUCCCAUGCUACAUCCAACACUGUUUCGAUGCACAAAAUCCUGGAACAUCCUUAUCUCAUUUAGCACGUAUAGCCGAUAAAAUAAUGGAAAGAGGUCCUCCAACUGGAUAACGCACGAUAAAUCACACACAAAAAGAAGAACCAGCAAAAGACCCAGUCACAGAAGGACUCAUUGCGAGUGUUAAAAGUCUCUCAAGUCUGGCUGUCGCCAGAAUCAAAUGGGUCAUAGAAACAGGAGUAGGUCACCACAACGACCAAGAUCCAAGUCACAAGACAGGUCAAAAAGGUCCAGACGAUCUGGGCAGUCCUGUUGGUAUCACUGGAAAUUUGGUGUCAACUCAACCAAGUCCAUGCGCCGUGCCGAAGCAAAAUUCCAAGAAAGCGGGAAACGAGUAACCUCUCCCCAGGUCGCGACGACUGAGGAGGGGCGCCUAAACAGUCGCUUGGAUUUCUUGGUAGAUACUGGCGCUGCUCUUAGUAUCAUCCCUCAAAAUAAAACUGAGCUGAGCCGAGAAACAUAUCCAAUUACACUUCAAGCUGCCAAUAAAACUAAAAUCGCGACAUUUGGGCAGAAAACUUUAACACUAGAUUUGAGAUUCAGCAGGCAAUUCCCCUGGGUUUUUACUGUAGCCGAUUUAGAUCUGGCAAUACUGGGGAUGGACUUUCUAGAGAUAUACGAAUUUCUAGUUGACACCAAGAAACGGCGCUUAACACUGAAAGAAACUUCGAAUUACACAAAAGGCAAAGAAAGUCACAUCACAUCUCUUAACUUGAUUCAAACUCCUGCAGUAACAACAGAGAAAUUCCAAGAUAUACUCGCGGAAUUUCCAAACUUAACUACACUAAACCCACAGCCUUCUAAAGGUAAGUCAUACUAUCAAAACCGAAGGUGCACUCGUGUUCGCAAAACCCAGGAGACUAGCACCAGAUAAGCUCAAAGUCGCCGGGGCCAAAUUUGACUAUAUACUACAACUGGGUACUAUCUGUCCCUCUGAUAGUCAAUGGGCAUCCUCUUUGCAUAUGGUCCCAAUGAAGAAUGAAGGCGACUGGCGACCGUGCGGGGAUCGCAGAGCCCUCAACCGCCAAACCGUACCAAAUAGGUACCCAAUACCGCAUACCCAGAUUUCACAAACGGUUUACAGGGUAUGAACAUAUCUACUAAAAUUGACUUAGGGCAUAUCACAAUAUCCCGGUGGCUGACGAAGAUAUCUCCAAGACAGCUGUUACUACACCUUUUGGCUUGUUCGAGUUUGUACGCAUGCCAUUCGGCUUGAGAAAUGCGGCACAAACAUUUCAGAUUCAUGGAUAACCUACUUCGAGAUAUGCCAUUUGCACGAGGGUAUAUAGACGAUUUGUUAAUUGCCAGCCCCGAUUUAAAAUCACACGAACAGCAUGUACGAGCAGUGUUAAAAAGAUUGGAUGAAUAUGGAAUGAACACACAUCAAAGUGUGUUUUCGGUGUUCGAACUCUAGAAUUUCUCUGUCACACAAUAAGCCCAGAAGGGAUUACACCGAUCAAAGAAGAAGUGGACACCAUCAAACAAUACCCCAUACCUAGUUCUCUAACACAACUGAGGAAUUUUUCUAGGUCUAAUUAACUUUUAUCGUAGAUCUAUACCCGGUUGAGCACAAUUAAUGCAACUUUUGACAGAUUCAUUUAAAGGAAAACCAAAAGAAUUCAAACUGUUUUCUGACGCCGUCGAAGCUAUUAAACAGCUUAAAGAUAAACUGGCUCAGGCAACUGCGUUGAUGUAUCCGAAUUCGCUUUCCCCACUUGCUUUGGUGGUGGAUGCUUCAGAUAAAGCAGUAGGCGGUACCCUUAACCAACUGAAAACCAAUCGCUUUCUCCUCGAAAAGACUCACUGCAGCAGAGAUAAGGUAUUCUAUCUUCGGGUGAGAACUUGCAAUCUACCUGACCAUUAAAUACUUAUAGUCUUUACGGAUCACAAACCACUAAUGAAUGCAUUAAAAGCGAGAGCCGAUAAAUACUCACCUCGAAAGGUCCGACACCUUGACUAUAUAUCACAGCUCACAAGUGAUACCCGACAUGUCAAAGGUCAGGACAAUCAGGCAGCAGAUGCUUUAUCUAGACUAGAAACGAACGUGCUACAGCAGUCUACAGUAAACUUCGAGACGUUGAGACACGAACAAGAACAGGAUCUAGAAUUACAAAACCCACUUAAAACAAACAAUUCAAGUCUUAACUUAAAACAGUUCCCAUCACCUAUCGAUGGUAUUCUAAUUUUCUGUGACACGACCAAGGCAAUGCCGCGACCUUUCGUUCCCAAAAAUAUGCGAAAGUUGAUAUAUAAUAACUUUCAUUCUUUGUCUCAUCCUGGCGCAAAAGCUUCAACUAAGAUAAUCAAUGCCAGAUAUAUAUGGCCGAAUUAACAGAAGGAUGUACAUAAGUGGGUUAGCGAGUGUUCAGCAUGCGAACAACCGAAGGUUAAUCGUCACACAAAUUUACCUAUAUGUGUUUUCUCGCAACCAGAUGCACGAUUUGCCCAUGUGCAUAUCGACUUAGUAGGCCCUUUACCACGUUCGAACGAUUUACCAGAUUCCCUAUAGCCAUCCCCAAAGCGGACAUCACAGCGGAAACAGUAGCCAAGGUUUUCAUGCAGUACUGGAUAAUCAUUUUUGGUACGCCCAUAACAAUAACGACGGAUAGAGGAGCGCAAUUUGAAUCCGAACUACUUAAUAACUUGGCCAAACUUCUAGGCUCCAAAAGGAUACGCUGCACUGCAUAUCAUCCUCAGGCUAAUGGGCUGGUAGAACGUUUUCACCGUCAGCUAAAAAGCGCCCUUAUAUCUCACUCAAACCCCAAUCAGUCGACAGAAUCCGUACAGUUAGUUAUGUUGGGAAUAUGAAGAUCUGUCAAAACUGACACGCAUUGUUCAGCUGCGGAACUGGUUUUCGGAACAACUCUGAGACCACAAGGUGAAUUUAUUAACCCUGAUACUAACAGUCAAAAACUUAAUUUAGAAAAUUACCCAGAUCGACCGCGGGAUUAUAUGUCCAAACUUAAGCCAAAUAAUACUUGUGAACAAUCGCGCGCCAUAUAUGUACCUAAAGACCUAAGCAAUUGCAUGCACGUCUGAAUAAGAUGUGACAAAAUAAAAGCACCACUUAGCACUCCAUUUGAAGGUCUGUGGUGGUCGGUAUUCAAUAUAAUCCUUAAACUUCGUACACAGUUCGUCUUGUUAACCGUUCUAUAUAACGCCCCAACGGUAUAUUAAUCAGAAGGCGGAUACGAAGCGUUGAUUACGUUUAUUACGCGACCACACAUAUAUAUCCAAAUGUACAGAUGCGUUAAACAAGCAUAGAAGAGUUGUG